This is a messenger RNA of Verruconis gallopava, 1290 nucleotides long. RefSeq names its product dimethyladenosine transferase. Gene Ontology annotation, biological process: rRNA methylation. NCBI's taxonomy places the organism in Eukaryota, Fungi, Ascomycota, Dothideomycetes, Venturiales, Sympoventuriaceae. Gene Ontology annotation, cellular component: mitochondrial matrix. Gene Ontology annotation, molecular function: rRNA (adenine-N6,N6-)-dimethyltransferase activity. Bases 39 to 1175 code for a protein of 378 amino acids. The transcript has 2 exons. The record is from RefSeq and is a predicted model, not a curated record.
UGCUUAUAGACAAAAGAACGACUGGUGACUUAUGAACUAUGCCCAAGGCUGCCCGAAAAAAGAACAAUGCAAGCAGUGGCAGUCCUUAUGCAGGACAGGCUGCGAAGCCUAAAUUGGGCAACAGCAUCUUUAAGAUGAACACCGAUCUUGGCCAGCACAUCCUUAAGAAUCCUGGCGUUGCAGAUGCUAUAGUCACCAAGGCGAACCUGAAUCAAUCGGACGUAGUCCUCGAAGUCGGUCCCGGCUCUGGUAAUCUUACUGUUCGCAUACUAGAGAAGGCAAAGAAAUGCAUAGCGGUCGAACUAGAUCCGCGUAUGGCUGCUGAACUGAGUAAACGUGUCAUGGGUACGCCUCAGCAGAAGAGACUGGAAGUGUUGCUUGGCGAUGUCAUCAAAAUGCAGCAACUGCCAUAUUUCGAUGUGUGCAUAUCGAAUACGCCCUACCAAAUAUCGAGUCCGCUCGUCUUCAAGCUUUUGGCGCAGAAUCCCGCUCCGAGAGUGUGCAUACUUAUGUUUCAGAGGGAAUUUGCGAUGCGUCUAUUCGCAAAACCAGGCGACAAGCUGUACUCUCGAUUGAGUGUCAAUGCGCAAAUGUGGGCAAAGAUAGACCACAUCAUGAAAGUUGGCCGUAACAAUUUCAAUCCACCUCCACAAGUUGAAUCUAGCGUUGUCCGUAUAGCACCAAUCGUACCUAGACCAGCGAUAAGCUACGAGGAGUGGGAUGGACUGCUGCGGAUAUGUUUUGUUCGCAAAAAUAAGACUCUUAGCAGUAGUUUUAUAGGCACAAGUUCGGUCAUGGACUUGAUCGAGCGAAAUUAUAGAACUUGGUGCGCGCAAAACGACGUGGUAUUGGAUGACGGUCCGAUUGAGGAGGGCGAGGAGAUGAUGGAUGUUGAAGAGCAACAAGAGGAUGAGUGGCCCGGCAUCAUGGAUAUGGAUGAUGAGGAUGAUCUGCCCGAUUUUUUCAAGGAAGAAAUGGCCAGGAGGAUCGAUGAAAACAAAGAGAGAGAGCUCAAACGAAAAAAGAAAGGCAAAGUUUCUGAACUGGUCAGGAAAAAGGUGAAGAAGGUUCUUGAAAGCACUGGAUUGGCGAAUACGAGAGCAAGAAUGUGUGACCAAAACGAUUUCUUAAGGUUACUUGAAGGAUUCAACGAAGAGGGCAUACAUUUUGCAUGAUAUAUUCAGCGUUUCUCAUAUUCAUCAGUAUGGUGUUGGUGGUUAUUGGAAUUUGGCAUCGAAUCUAUAGUUUCAUCUGAAUGCCGUCAUUCAACACAGACUAAAGUUUGAAGAU